UUAUAUGUAAGAGUUUGGAGGGAUAAGAGGAGGACAGAAUGGCGAACUCAGGACUGGAGAUAGUGGGUCUGAUAUUGACCCUGAUUGGGCUGAUUGGGACGGCCGCAAGCACGGGGAUGCCGAUGUGGCGAGUCACAGCUUUCAUUGGGGAGAACAUCAUUGUUUUUGAAACCCGCUUUGAGGGUCUGUGGAUGAAUUGCUAUCGGCAGGCUGACAUCAGAAUGCAGUGUAAGGUAUACGACUCUCUCCUGGCUCUGCCCCCUGAUCUACAGGCGGCCCGGGGGCUCAUGUGCUGCGCUCUGGCGUUGGGUGGCCUCGGUCUGCUGAUCGCUUUGCUGGGGCUGCAGUGCACGUCAUGUAUCAACAAUGAUCGAGCUAAGCGGAUGGUCCUCAUCAUUGCAGGAAUCAUGAUCAUAAUGGCUUGCAUCUGCAUCCUUAUCCCAGUGUCCUGGACAGGUCACGUCAUCAUCAGGGACUUCUACAACCCCUUGGUGAUCGACGCCCAGCGAAGGGAGCUCGGAGAGGCUCUUUAUAUCGGCUGGGUGUCCUCUGCUUUCUUCUUUGUUGGAGGAUGCAUGUUUCUUUGUUGCAGUCUGCUGUCCGAGGACAAAGGUUCAGAGAGGUAUGUGUACACAAGGAACUCCAACUACAUUACCUAUCCUCCUCAGCCCCUGCAGCCUCAACGGCUGGUGCUACUUCCGCAACAACAACCCCAGUUUCAGCCAGUGCUGUCAAGGUACCCAUCAACUAACUACAGCUACCCUUCCACAUACCCCUCUGAACGCAGCGGGGUGGCUUAUCUCUGAACACCUAGACUGACUGAGGUAAUGAUGAUCACAGUUCACAUGUUCAACAUAAGCAAGGGGAUUUCUAUUUUAAGAAGGCUUUGCUUGGCAGUGCAAUCUGUGACACAUUUCUAAAAUGUGACAACAUAAACAUUUCAAUACAACUGUGAAUUCAAAUGAGUCAAAUCCAUAUGGAUGUCUGUUUUAAAUCAACCGCAUUAUACAAUACUUGAAGAGUGUUGAGGAGUGUUGUUGUUGUUAAGAGCAAUGGUAAUAGAAUUUCAAUAUCAACGAUCUUUUCUAAUUAUAAUCCAGACUGUGUAAACCAAUACAUGAGUGUUGCAUAUUACAUUUUAUACUAACAGCCUUAUUUUUUUGUAUUUUAGGUUACCAAUUUUGUAAGCGUAUUCUUAAUAUAACAAUUCAUGCAGCCUUUAACCAAUGAGUAAAGUGACACGAGUAUUUGUGUUAACUGUUAAAUGCUAUUGCUUGUUGUUGGCACAUAUGACUGAACUAUGUAGAAACAGACCCAUUUUCCUUCAACAUUAGAUAUGCCUGAGCACACAUCUGUGUGGUAAAAAAAAGAACAUCUUGCAGCACCAAUCUCCCCCCAAAUACACACAGUACUCAUAUUGUUCUGCUUUUUUGAUGUUUUGAUCAAGUUACAUGUAGUAAUAGGACAGCAAAUGCUAAAUUGGCUAGUGAUUGUGUUGGAAAUUCUCAGACAUUUGUUUCUAAAAUUCUAAACAUUUUGUAAUAAUAAUAAUACAUUUAAUUUGUAUA
This is a messenger RNA of Cyclopterus lumpus (lumpfish), 1568 nucleotides long. RefSeq names its product claudin 8 (gene cldn8). The coding region runs from base 39 to 806 and encodes 255 amino acids. The record is from RefSeq and is a predicted model, not a curated record. Gene Ontology annotation, molecular function: structural molecule activity. Gene Ontology annotation, cellular component: bicellular tight junction; plasma membrane. Gene Ontology annotation, biological process: cell adhesion; bicellular tight junction assembly. Lineage: Eukaryota; Metazoa; Chordata; Actinopteri; Perciformes; Cyclopteridae. The transcript has a single exon.